UGAUCCUGUUAUGAAACAAUUUCUUCUGCACCUUGAUGAAACUUUGAAACUGGGAUCAAAAUUUGUUCUGGUAGACUUGGAUGAUUGCCACCUGUUUGUGCAACCUGAGGUGUAUAACAGUUUAAAGAACCUUAUAGAUGAGCAGUACGAGAAGGUAUACUACAAUCAGAAGAGCAGCCUGGAGUAAUAUACUGUAUACUAAUUAUGACAACACGCGAGUCAGGUCGGCUGAAGGAUGCCUCUACAAGGCGCAUCCUGGAUGAAGGUGCAAGGAGGAGGCGAGCACGUAAAGCUCUGGAAGCAUUGGAGCAGGACAAUUUCCAUGACGACCCACAUGCUAAUCUUGUUAUGAGUAAGAAGGCGCCCAAAUUUGAAGAAUCUUUGGAUGGCAGUAGAAACAAGGAUCGGAAGAGGAAAACAAGAAGUACUGAACAUUUUAAACAAAGAUUUCGAAAGAAUUUUCCCAUUUUGCUCGAAGAAGAACAAGCUUUAUAUCCUGAAGGACCAAACUACCUUACUAUACAGGCACCUCCUUCUCAACUACCUGAGAGACAUAUAUGUGCAGUUUGUGGAUUUCCUGCCCCUUACACUUGUAUUCCAUGUGGAGCAAGAUACUGUUCCACUAAAUGUCUUUCUACCCAUGAAGAUACAAGAUGUCUCAAGUGGACAGCUUAGAUUUUUAUCUUGUCAGCUGGUUAAACAGAUCUCUUUGAAAUUACAGUAUAUUGAUGGAUCAAUAGCCAGUUUUUCUUUAUUGCAUUAUGAUAAUGAAUAUACCAGGUUGAUUAUAUAAUAUAUUACAUUGUGUUUAUUUGUAGAAUUCAAUAUUUCCUUACUUAAUGUUAUUGCAAAUGACUAAGUUAUAAAUAAAACAAAUAAGAUAUAAAUUAUGCA
This is a messenger RNA of Homarus americanus (American lobster), 894 nucleotides long. Its product is annotated as zinc finger HIT domain-containing protein 1-like. Bases 205 to 675 code for a protein of 156 amino acids. Gene Ontology annotation, biological process: chromatin remodeling. The record is from RefSeq and is a predicted model, not a curated record. The transcript has 4 exons. Lineage: Eukaryota; Metazoa; Arthropoda; Malacostraca; Decapoda; Nephropidae. Gene Ontology annotation, molecular function: nucleosome binding. Gene Ontology annotation, cellular component: Swr1 complex.